AGACGGACCCUUUUUCCCCAUUUUCAUUUCAAAGCAAAAAAAAAAUAAUUGUUUCUAGUGUCAACGAGCCGUAAAAAUUUUCUGUAAAUAUGUUUGAGUGUUCCAUUCGCUUGGUCAACAUGGUGCUGCAACUCUUCACGGCGGUGGUGGAGAUUGUGGCACUGUUUUUUUUAAUCAAGGUGAUCUAUACACCCUGUGUUCUAGGCGGCGAGUACCUUUUCUCCGUGAUGUUGAGCGUCUUCUUUUUGCCUGUCAUCACCGUUCAGACAGUGGUCUUCGCCUUGUGCCGCUUGUGCUGCUUCACUGUAGGACUCGAUCCAAUUGCGAUGACGUUUAAUCUGGCCAGCGGCAUCGUGUGCAUUUGCACCUCCCUGACCAUACUCGUGGCCAUGUUUGAUCACUGUGGCAACGAGUACCAGUACAUGUUCUAUGUGUCCGGAGGACUUGGCCUUCUGGCUGGAAUUCUACAUUUGGUGAAUGCCUGCAUCUGCAACAUCUACAUGCCCCCAGAGGAAUGGUCCUACUCGAAACCCUCGAAACGAGCCAGAAAUAGGCUUGAAGAAGGAAGGUUGAGGUCGCUAUUGUAAUGAGAAUAUGAAGCCAACGAAAUAAGUGGAAAAAUUGUGAAAAACUCUUUACAAUCAGUUUGAGUUUGGCAUACAAAUUGCAUGU
Messenger RNA from Drosophila guanche, 672 nucleotides. RefSeq lists its product as uncharacterized. Bases 90 to 587 code for a protein of 165 amino acids. The transcript has 4 exons. The record is from RefSeq and is a predicted model, not a curated record. Lineage: Eukaryota; Metazoa; Arthropoda; Insecta; Diptera; Drosophilidae.